Molecule: messenger RNA, 943 nt
Organism: Euleptes europaea (tarantolino)
Lineage: Eukaryota; Metazoa; Chordata; Lepidosauria; Squamata; Sphaerodactylidae
Gene: LRRC73
Product: leucine rich repeat containing 73
Exons: 6
Coding region: 3-914 (303 amino acids)
Molecular function (GO): protein binding
Source: RefSeq, a predicted model, not a curated record
AGAUGUUGCCAGGAUCUAUCCAGAUCUCUGGGGAGACUUUAUCCAGCGCUGAGAUUCGGGAUAUUUGUGAGAGCCUGCGGGAGAACUCCAUCAAACUGCUUUCGCUCCGGGGUUGCCAGCUUUCUGACCGAGAUUUCGGUCGCAUCUGCAGGGGGGUAGCAGAGUCCCACUCCUUGGCUCAACUCAAUCUUAACUUGGGCAUCGUCUCUAACAUCAACCGGGUCAAGCAGUUGGCAGAAGCUCUGAAGACCAAUCGCUCUGUCCAGUCUUUGUUCCUCCACGGGAGUCCCCUGACAGAUGCUGGCCUGUCUCUCCUCAACCCAGCACUCUCCACUCAUCCCUCACUAGUGGCCUUGGAUUUGGGAGACUGCAUGCUAGGUGAUGAAGGUAUCAACUUGAUCUGUGGGCUUCUCCCUCCUGACGGCGCCAAGUCCGGUUUGAAGGAGCUGACCCUCAGUGCCAAUCCUGGUAUCACAGCGAAAGGAUGGGGCCGCCUGGCUAUUGCAGUGGCUCACAGUUCCCAGGUGCGAGUGUUGAACUUGGACUACAACCCCCUGGGUGACCAGAUAGCGGGGAUGCUGGCAGUUUCUGUGGCAUCCAGCCGCACCUUAGAGGUUCUGGACUUGGAAGGAACAGGACUUACCAACCAAUCAGCCUUGAUUUUACUAGACAUGGUGGAAAACUACCCAACAGCCUUGCGGACACUGAUCCUGGCAGAGAACAACAUCAGUCCUGAACUACAGCAGCAGAUCUCUGACCUUCUGUCUGAGGGUGAAGAGGAGGAGGAGAAUGAGCCUCGUGAAGUAAUGGCCAGAGAGAAGAACUCCUGGAUCUGCCAGAGCAACUCCAGUUCCCAGAUGGUCUUGGUAACAUCAGGCCUUGGAGAAAGCCUACUAGCGGAAACAGAGAUGUGAAUAGGAAAUUCCAGGUGCCUCUAAUGAAA